AUGCUGCAGCUGCCGCUGCAUACCAUGGCCGACAAGCCUGUCGAGUCCACCGCGGCGUCGUUGCCGCCGAGAGUGUGUGACAGGUGCAUUCGGCGCAAACCGGGCCCGCCACUCGGCUCGCACCAUGCACCCAGCCCACUGCGAAAGUCUCGCCGGUCGAACGCGGCCAGCGCUGCAGCCCCAGCAGCCCCAGCGGCCCCGCUGAUGCCAUCGACGCCAACGCCGCCAGGUACGAUCGAAACUGCCACGGCCACCACCACAGCGGCCGCAAGCCUCUCUGCAUCCACGCCCCUGGGACAGCGUGAAGAGAACGAUCAUGGAGAAAGACCCACCCCCACGACUCAACCGAUGGUCGUUCCACUCACCCUGCCCCAGCUGACUCCCGCCGGCCGAGGCGAUGUCCGCAAACGUCCCUGCACGCUGAAUCUUGCUCCCCACCAAGUGGAGUGCCUCCUCCUGCGGUAUUUCGACAUUCUCAAAGACGCGAGCCCGAUCUAUUCGCGGGAUCGGUUCCUGCAGCGCUUCAAAGACGGCCGGUGCAGUGAGAGUCUCAUUUCCACCAUUGUCGUCAUUGCCGCCAAGACGACGGGAUAUGCCGCCGAACAAGACGGCCCCGAGGGCGACCGCCUGCCGAACUGGGACGCCUGUCUGGACCUGCUGCUCAGCUCCAGCAUGCUCGACGAGGAUCUGAUGGGCGACGCCCUGUCGCUCGACGACUUCCGCCGGGCCUUUAUCCUGGCCGUGUACGAGUUCCACCAGUUCCCCGGCCACCAGUCGUGGAUGCGCGUGGGCCGCGUGACGCGCAUGGCCUACCGCAUCGGGCUGGACCGCCUGGACCACAUCCGCACCGUGUAUGCCGACUGGCGCGCCGUCGACGACGAGGACAUCCAGGAGUGGCGCGCGCUGUGGUGGUGCAUCUACCGCCUGGACACGUACUCGAACAUGGCGUGCGGCACGCCGUAUGUCAUUGACGACACGGCCAUGGGCACGUCGCUUCUGCAGAGUCCGGCGACCGGGGCCGCCUCCGCGCCGCCCGAUGCCGAUGGCGCUGGCGCGGCGGGCACGCUGCCGGUGCUGUACGUGCCGUCCGACCUCGACGACGUGCCCGGCGUCGUGCGUGCCGUCGUCCGGGCGCCGGCGACGUUCAUGGCCAACGUCCACAACGUGACGCUGUCGGCCCUGCGCCAGGCGGGCCUGGUCCUCCGCCUGCCCCUGCUGCACUCGCUUGGCGACCGGGCGGCCCUCGUCACCCGAGCCGAGCGGCGCCUGGCCACGACCCGGCUCGCGCUGCCCACGGGCUGGCUCAACCCGCGGCGCAACGCGCUGUCCAGCGAGUCGCGCGCGGCCCACCACGCGCGCCUCGCGACCGUCCUGCACCUGCAGAUGGCCCAGCUGCUGCUGGCCAUGGCCGACCCCGGCCUGCGCCAGGAGGGGGAGGACAACAACGACGACAACGACGACAACGACGACCGCGCCGUCGCCGGCUGGCAGCGCGUGCUCGAGGCGUGCCAGGACAUUGCCGCCGUGGCCCACCAGUGGGACAGCUCCUUCUGCCUGGCCGUCGACCCGGCGCUGUCGUUUGUGGUGUUUACGGCGCUCGUCUUCCUCGACCUCUACCGCAAGACGGCCCUGGCGGAUCCCCGUCUCCGCCGCGACCUGGACCACCAGACCACCGUCUUGCACCUGCAGCUGUCGCAUUUUGCCUCCACGUGGACCGUGCCGCGGCUGCUCCUGUUGUCCUACGAGAGCUUCCACCAGUCCGUCUCGGCCCCGCUCUACAGCCGCCACAUUGCUCUGAUCCUGUCGCGGUUCGAGGCCCCCUUCCACCCCCGCUGGCUGCAGUUCCUGUCGUCCGCCGGCACGGUUUUGGCCGACAGCGUGUGA
This is a messenger RNA of Sporothrix brasiliensis 5110, 1884 nucleotides long. RefSeq lists its product as uncharacterized. Gene Ontology annotation, biological process: DNA-templated transcription. The record is from RefSeq and is a predicted model, not a curated record. Bases 1 to 1884 code for a protein of 627 amino acids. Gene Ontology annotation, cellular component: nucleus. The transcript has 4 exons. Gene Ontology annotation, molecular function: DNA binding; zinc ion binding. Lineage: Eukaryota; Fungi; Ascomycota; Sordariomycetes; Ophiostomatales; Ophiostomataceae.